Molecule: messenger RNA, 1671 nt
Organism: Striga asiatica
Lineage: Eukaryota; Viridiplantae; Streptophyta; Magnoliopsida; Lamiales; Orobanchaceae
Source: the annotation of a GenBank genome assembly
AUGUCGAGAGUUCAACCACUGCAAGGAAAAGGUGGACGUCCUGAUUGUACGAGUACAUUUUUCGAUUCAGAACUUUCUUCAACCUUGACCAAAAUGUGUGGAAAUCAGCUAUCCACAUCGGGUAGAACAAGAUUGAAGAAAAUCAGCUUUCCGAUUUGUGAGGGACGCAAGUUGGAGAUCAGCUGGAACACAAAUCGAGCAACAAUGGAUACUUGUGCCUGUAAAAGUCAUCACACCCGCGACACUAGCGUUUCGAAAUUGAAUCUCGCCGGAUUUUUGACAUCUUUCUUAAUCCUUAAAUUUUUAUUUCCUUUCCCUCCAAUUUUUCCAAUACCCAUCUUCAUUCGGCAACAAAAGGGAUCCUCUCUGGAAACCACCUCCGAAUGCAUCUCUCCUCUCCGGCAACUCACGCACCCGCUACUCCUCACCGGACUACCGCUCGACGAGGAGAUUUUCACGAGGGUCGCGAUCCCAAAACAUCCUCCCUCUCUCAUUUUCAAAUUGCCGAGCCUCCACCGCACCACCGGCCGAGCCGGCUUGCCAAGUCCACUGCGGCAGAGCCUCCACCUCGUCUAUCUUGAGCAGCUCGACUCUCAAAGCCUGAGUUCCUCAAGUGUUUUAUUAUCUGAGUGGGGAAGAUACGACAUCAAAUAUGAUCCAAAGAGAUCAUUUCGGCCCGCCUCUGUUCGUCCAUUUUUGGGUCCCAACUAUGGCCGUAAGAGUUCUUUUGUGUCCUAUGGUGUUAUCCAUUAUCUUGAGUACAUGGGGCAUCACUUUCAGUUUGAUCUAAUAUAUUCAUGGAAGGUUUAUUUAUUUCUGGGAUCCCGAAAAUGUAUCCUAGACUUGAUUGCCCAGGUCCUCAACGUGAUUUCUCAGAAGCAGAAGGCCGCUCUUAGAGAGGUUUACAAGAACAAGAAGUACUUGCCGCUUGAUCUCUGCCCCAAGAAGACCCGCGCCAUCCGCCGCCUCCUCACCAAGUACCAGAUAUGUUGCCUUAUUUUCUUGCUUUUUUCCUACGCUGAGACAUACUGGUGUAUGUCAAAGCUUGCAGACACUUCCAUUGGGAGCUAUGAGAUCGUGAAAUGGCGAAAUGCAGAACGAAGCAACUACCGAGCAACUGAAGCUUUGAUAUGGGAAAUUAAGAGGCAGCAAAGCAAGACCGACGGUGAAGCCAGUGUUUACGCGAGUUUUUUAGUUUCCCGUUUACACGGAAUUAAUAAGGAUAUAAGCAAAAUUUUGGGGAGUUUAUAUUGGUUUUCGCCAAAGGAUCGACAAGGCAUUGAAAAAGUAGAUUUGGUAUUGGAGGAGCCACUUUUUGUGAGACUAGGCGCCUUCUUGAGAGAUGCCACUGUUUUCUCUGAUCGCGUCAUGAUUGAUGGUGCAGUGCGAAAUCUUUUGACAAUCACACAAAGGAAUCUAGAUAAAGAGAUCAUUCAACAACUGAGAAAUCGUUAUGGGUAUGCGCUCCUUCAUUUGAGGAUCAUCAUAAAGGUCACGCAAUACCACUUUAAGCAUGGUGUCGAACACCAGAAAUCUGCCGUCCUCCCGCAGUGUGAGCAUUGUGUAGCCGAUGCCACUGAACGGGCCGAACUUGUACCUCAUCCAACCGCACUCCUUCUCCCUUUCUCCGAACUUGUACCUCGUCCAACCGCACUCCUUCUCCCUUUCUAA